Molecule: messenger RNA, 2504 nt
Organism: Oxyura jamaicensis (ruddy duck)
Lineage: Eukaryota; Metazoa; Chordata; Aves; Anseriformes; Anatidae
Gene: ADCK1
Product: aarF domain containing kinase 1
Exons: 11
Coding region: 216-1778 (520 amino acids)
Biological process (GO): mitochondrion organization; protein phosphorylation; lipid homeostasis
Cellular component (GO): mitochondrial inner membrane
Molecular function (GO): protein kinase activity; ATP binding
Source: RefSeq, a predicted model, not a curated record
CAUUCAAGUGGCUGCAGCUGGAGGACCGGCUGUAUUUUCUGAGUUUGAUCAUAGUUCAGAGGAGUCCUGCUUGGCUGGCUUCCCCUUCCCACGUGAGAAGGAGCUGGGGUGCUGCAGGCAGCUUUGACUGGCACUGACAGAUCGUGUUGUGGCUUUUCUGUCCUAGAGCUUGUAAGGAAAUAAACAGAAAUAAUGAAGUUUAGGGUUCAUCAGUCAUGGCACGAAGGGCCUUGAAACUUGCCUCAUUGGCUGCAGCCACUUCUGGCAUCUAUCUGUAUGGCAACAAGUUCCUGGAUCCCAAUGAUUUUGGAGUGGUUCGUGUGGGCCGAGCCGUUGCCACAACAGCAGUUAUCACCUAUGACUACCUCACCUCCCUUCGGAGUGUCCCAUAUGGAUCGGAGGAGUAUGACUUCCUUAAAUCACAGGUGCACCUGCGUUCCGCUGAGCGCCUCCGGGAGCUGUGCUGCGCCAACCGAGGCACCUUCAUCAAGGUGGGACAGCACCUGGGAGCGCUCGACUACCUGCUGCCCGAGGAGUACACCCGCACCCUCAAGGUGCUGCACAGCCAGGCCCCGCAGAGCACCAGGCAGGAGAUCGAGCAAGUCAUCCGUGAGGAUCUGGGCAAAGAGAUAAAAGAGGUCUUCAUGAGUUUUGAGGACACACCCUUGGGAGCAGCAUCACUAGCCCAGGUGCACAAGGCAGUGCUGCAGGAUGGGAGAACAGUGGCAGUGAAAAUCCAACACCCAAAGGUCCAAGCUCAGAGUUCCAAGGAUAUUUUGCUCAUGGAGGUUCUCCUUUUGGUUGUGAAGCAGAUCUUUCCAGAUUUUGAGUUCAUGUGGCUGGUGGAAGAAGCAAAGAAGAAUCUACCUUUGGAGCUGGAUUUUCUCAAUGAAGGCAGAAAUGCUGAGAAGGUUGCUCAUAUGCUGAGGAACUUUGACUUCUUGAAGGUCCCCAGGAUCUACUGGGAGCUCUCGACAAGGCGUGUCCUUCUCAUGGAGUUCAUGGAAGGGGGGCAGGUGAACGACAGGGCGUACAUGGAGAGGAAUGACAUUGAUGUCAAUGAGAUCUCUCGCAACCUAGGGAAACUCUACAGUGAAAUGAUCUUCGUGAAUGGCUUUGUCCACUGUGACCCACACCCAGGCAACGUGCUGGUGAAGAAGUGCCCAUCCUCUGGCAAGGCCCACAUUAUCCUCCUGGACCAUGGGCUCUACCAGGUGCUGAGCGAGUCGUUCCGCAUGGACUACUGCCACCUGUGGCAGGCCCUUAUCAAGGCCGAUAUGAAGAAGGUGCAGAAGUACAGCCAGCGGCUUGGGGCGGGGGAUUUGUAUCCGCUCUUCGCCUGCAUGCUCACCGCCAGGUCCUGGGAGUCUGUCAACAGGGGCAUUGACCGGUCACCGGUCUCAGCCAGCGAGGAUGUGGAGAUCCGGUCCAAUGCAGCUGCUUACCUACCCCAGAUCACCCAGCUCCUCAACAACGUACCCCGCCAGAUGCUGCUGCUGCUGAAGACCAACGACCUGCUAAGGGGGAUUGAGUCAGCCCUGCACACACGGGCCAGUGCCAGCUCCUUCCUCAACAUGUCUCGCUGCUGCAUCAGAGCUGUUUCCACGUAUCAGAGGAGCAAGAGUCACUCACUUUACAGGAGGGUCCAGAUCUCACUCACAGAAGGACUGAGCCUGUGGCAGAUCAACUUGUAUGAACUCUUCCUGUGGCUGAAGGGGUCCCGGCUGGGGAACUGGGUCAUUGCUCUCCUGAGCUGGAUGCACCAUUCCACAUACUGACACGAGCUGGUGGGAGAGGCCUGGCUGUUCCCUCUCUCACUUUUGCUCUCCACGGCACAUUUGCCUUUCUGACUGUUUCUGUCUAUCCUGUGGGCUAUUUUUGGGUCUCCUUCCUUGUUACAUGCUGCACUGUCCAUGCAUGUUGCAGCAUUAGCUCUCUCUGUGGCAGCAAGAGAUGGAGUAGGUACCAGGGCUCUGCUGAUUUAUGGGUUAGGAAAGGGAAGUGUGGAAUACUGUGUGUCAAGAAGGGCAUGGUACUUUCUCUCCCCACUUGAACAGGGGAAAUUCCACACAGAUUCCAGUGGGACUGCACUGGAAGCAAAAGCCUUUCCUAGGCUUUUUCUUAAGCAAUCCUAAAAAAAUUAAGAGAAUCACAGACCGGCCUAGAAUGCCCCACAACAUUUGUCUGACCCUCAGAGAAAGCUGGUAUAUCCCUUAAAAAAUCCGAUAGGGUUCAUAUUAGUUAUUGCAGAGUCUCCCUGCAAGUGCCUGUGUAUUUCUGGACUUUCCCAGGCCCAUUUCCUUGCAGUUGAAGUGGGGGAAGGGGACAGUGGUCCUGUGGUCCUGCUUCUUUUCUGGGAUUCAGGGAAGGCAGGAAGGAUGAUGACUCAGGGCUCUGAAACUGCUGAUAAUGUACGUGUACUGUACAGCGUUGCCACAUAGCAAAAUAAAUGUGUUGCAUCAAAGACAUUUGUGGGAGGGAUGCUGGCUGUACACUCAGGGUGA